UAUUACGUCUUAAAGUUUAUACUAUUCGAAUUAACAUCUUUAUCUUGAACAAUAAAUCUUAAAAGCACACGUGAAUAGUCACACAUUGUGCAUUGAAUUCAGACAAAUAACAAUCUUUGCGGCUGCAGAGUCUUGCAGGAUACUUUGUUUAAAGGAUUAAAGAUGGCGAACGAAUAUCUAAUACACAAAUGGAGAUUAUGGUUUGAUGCACUUGACGUGAAAAAAGAUGGUGUUCUUUCUCGGGAAGAUGUGACCGAAGAAGAAGACAAAUUUGCGCACCUUCACCAUUUCGGCGCGGAGAAGAGAAAGGAUAUUAUUGGAAAGUUAGAUAAAUGGUGGGAUCAGUAUAUCUUUCGUGGGAAAUCUGGUCCAAUCACAGUACAGGAAUACAUCGAUAUGCAGAAUAACGACUUCAAAGAAGAUAAAGAAAAGUACACAAAGUGGGCUGAAGAAUGCGCCAAGACGAUAUUUGAUAUCUUAGAUAUUGAGCACGAUGGUACAAUAACCCAAGAGGAGUUCUUGAUAGCUUUCAGAUCUGCUGGUCAUGAAAAUGUAAAACUUGAUAAGGACUUUUUCAACGCUUACGACCCCAAAGAUGGAAAGGUUACAGUGAAAAAGAUGGUAGACACGUGGGUUACAUUUCUCACCAGUGAGGAUAGCUCACAGCCAAAUAUCAUCAAAGAUGCAUUUGAAGGUGGAUUAUAAAAGUAUCUGAAGACAUUUUAUUCUCUUGUAUGUUAUUAUUAUCUUUAUUCUGGCUACCAAAAGAAAUAACCAGCGGUUUUGCUCUUAUAGCAUAACAAAUAAAAAGACAUUUAAAGCACUUUACUAGAAAAUGGCUAAUUUCAAUUAUCUGUCAUUUGAUUGGUAAAGUACAUGUAUAUAAACAUAUAUGUACUGUUCUUGCGAUGUAUGUACUAUAACAAAUGAAGAAUAUUCAAUAAAUAAAAGAUUUCACAUUAAAUAUUUAAUUUCUAUAUAUUA
Messenger RNA from Mercenaria mercenaria, 984 nucleotides. Its product is annotated as sarcoplasmic calcium-binding protein-like. The transcript is spliced from 3 exons. Lineage: Eukaryota; Metazoa; Mollusca; Bivalvia; Venerida; Veneridae. Gene Ontology annotation, molecular function: calcium ion binding. Bases 163 to 705 code for a protein of 180 amino acids. The record is from RefSeq and is a predicted model, not a curated record.